Messenger RNA from Bipolaris victoriae FI3, 189 nucleotides. RefSeq lists its product as hypothetical. The coding region runs from base 1 to 189 and encodes 62 amino acids. The record is from RefSeq and is a predicted model, not a curated record. The transcript has a single exon. Lineage: Eukaryota; Fungi; Ascomycota; Dothideomycetes; Pleosporales; Pleosporaceae.
AUGGCGCUGCACCGUUUCUUGAAGCUGAGCUCACCCACCAAUCAAUCCAUCUACACACCAGCAAUGCCAAGGGCAGUUCAGCCGUUGCCUCAGAACAACGGCCGUCGCCAAGACCAACCCCAUCACGCCCUCCCCGCAACUCCUACCGUAAACGCUAAUUGGCCGGGUCGCCCCUCCGUCCAUCUGUGA